Spodoptera exigua (beet armyworm) is the source of this 1051-nucleotide messenger RNA. The record is from the annotation of a GenBank genome assembly. Lineage: Eukaryota; Metazoa; Arthropoda; Insecta; Lepidoptera; Noctuidae.
AGUUGUCAAUUUCCGAAUCUUUACAAUGAAGUGAUUCAUUCGUUUACGUUUUCGUUUCCUCAUAAAAAUUAGAGACAUAUUUCACUAAAAUAAUUUUAUUUGUUUAAUCUUUUAUGUCCCUAGUACAGGCACAUAACUAGCAUAUAAUAUUUGCAAAGAAUUUCAGGUUAAAAACAAGUAAACUCACCCGGCGGAAGUGAAAUAAUACUUUAUUUUUGGUAAAAUAUUCAUUUUCCCACAUAAAAAUGCCUGCUUAUCAUUCGACGUUGACUGACUACACCCAAUCCGUUGGUAAUCUCGCUCUGUUACCAAUACGUACUUCGUUCAGGGGCCCAGCUCCUAUGAGUCCUAAGAUUGAAUUGGAUAUUAUUGAUGAAGCUCUCAACUAUUUUAAAGCAAAUGUUUUCUUUAGGUUUUAUGAGAUCAAGUCUGAUGCUGACAGAGUUCUCAUUUACCUAACACUGUAUAUUUCUGAAUGUCUGAAACGGCUUCAGAAGUGCUCAAACAAAAACCAAGGGCAACAGGAGAUGUAUAUGUUGGCCAUAUCUAAAUUUGACAUUCCUGGUGAAUAUGGCUUUCCUCUAAAUUCUGUCUAUGCUAAGCCCACUAGCACUCAAGAGGCUGAUUUGAUGAGACAGUAUUUGCAGCAGUUGAGACAUGAGACUGGUGCCAGAGUUUGUGAAAAGGUAUUUGCUACAGAAGAUGGCAAGCCCAGCAAGUGGUGGCUAUGCUUUGCCAAGAGGAAAUUCAUGGACAAGUCAUUAUCUGGCCCAGGACAGUAACCAGUGUAAACCAAAGUUUAGCAUUUAUUUUAUACUCUGUAUAUCAUUAUGAGAUUUUUGAAAUGUCAUUCCAUAAUGUUGUACUCAUACUAAGAUGGUGCAAUUAUAUCUGUAUUACUGUUAUGUGCUACUUAAUUCCACUCAAAAUAUUUUCCAAUUAGAAAUAUUUCUCUAUAAUCAUGGAGUAUUGUUUGUGUAAAACUCAAUUUAUAACAGAAUAUUAAUAUUUUAAGGACUAAUGAUUUGUAUUAUUAACAGUUUUAGAGGAA